This is a messenger RNA of Hevea brasiliensis (rubber tree), 1303 nucleotides long. Its product is annotated as F-box protein 7. The transcript is spliced from 11 exons. Lineage: Eukaryota; Viridiplantae; Streptophyta; Magnoliopsida; Malpighiales; Euphorbiaceae. The coding region runs from base 155 to 1120 and encodes 321 amino acids. Gene Ontology annotation, molecular function: protein binding. Gene Ontology annotation, biological process: SCF-dependent proteasomal ubiquitin-dependent protein catabolic process. The record is from RefSeq and is a predicted model, not a curated record. Gene Ontology annotation, cellular component: SCF ubiquitin ligase complex.
UGUCCAAAGACCAUACUGGUUCAUCAAUCCAUGAUCGGUCAGUAAUUCCAGUGGGAGUUCUUAUCUUCUCUUCUUUCUUCCCGAAUUUUCCCGAGAGAUAGAAGAUUUUAUUUUGUCUAAAACAGGAAAGAACCAGCCCCUAUUCAUCAUUCACAUGACUUCAGAUUUUGCGUUUCAAGUUCCUGCUGAGCUCGAGACAGCUUUGCAAUUGAAGACUGUCCAGUACUUAGUUACACAAAGGCCAUGGCUCGAUCUCUAUGGAGUUAAUGUUCGACCUGUUGCACCAUAUGGGAGUGCAAGUAGAAGACAAAAUAAUGACCCUGCAUUGAUACACCGUUGCUUGCCAGAUGAACUGCUCUUGGAGGUAUUUUUCCGAAUGAAUCCAUAUGAUUUAGGAAGGGCUGCAUGUGUGUGUCGAAAAUGGAGAUAUACUCUUCGUAAUCCUGCAUUCUGGCGUACUGCUUGCUUAAAGGCUUGGCAGCUAUCUGGAGUGGUGGAAAACUAUAAGAUUUUGCAGUCAAAAUAUGAGAGCUCAUGGAGAAAAAUGUGGCUUUUAAGGCCAAGGGUUCGUACUGAUGGUCUCUAUGUAAGUAGGAACACCUAUAUUCGUGCUGGUGUAAGAGAGUGGAGCGUCACCAAUCCAGUUCAUUUGGUUUGCUACUAUCGUUACAUAAGAUUCUUCCCAUCUGGCAGGUUUCUUUAUAAAACUUCUUCUCAUACAGUGAAGGAGGUUGUGAAAUGCAUGAAUCUCCGUGCAUCUAAAGUUGAUGAUGUUUUUAGUGGCCGCUACUCAUUGACUGACGACAAGGUUGAAGCUGCUUUCCUGUACCCUGGACUGGGUCCAACAAUGUGGAAAGUCUGUUUAAGGUUAAGAGGAACAACCGCAGGUGCUAACAAUCGGAUGGAUAUACUCUCACUCGUUACUAGUAAAGUGGAUAGCAUGGUCAGUGGGCCUGAGGAGGACAUCAUUGGAGUGGUUGAGGACUUGCAAGAGGAUGAGAUUUCUCGCACAUCACACAAGAGAGGACUUGCACCUUUCGCAUUUGUUCCAUUUGAAGAGGUGGAGACAUCAGUUCUGAACCUGCCUGUGGAAAAGAUGGAUUAUUAUGUACCUGGCUAGUACCUGGAUCUUCAAUUUGUACAUAUGUAUGUAUUUAUACCUGAUUACAUGUAUAUAUUUGGUGCAUUCCAUUUUAUUUUGGCUUUUAAUGUUUUGCCUUCAUCUAUGAAUCGGAUGUGUAUGUCGAGUACCUGCUGAUGUAAAAUCUGUUUGAUCAUGUAUUCACUGUCCCUGGUUGAACAA